Messenger RNA from Arabidopsis lyrata subsp. lyrata, 853 nucleotides. RefSeq lists its product as uncharacterized. The transcript has a single exon. The coding region runs from base 295 to 600 and encodes 101 amino acids. The record is from RefSeq and is a predicted model, not a curated record. NCBI's taxonomy places the organism in Eukaryota, Viridiplantae, Streptophyta, Magnoliopsida, Brassicales, Brassicaceae.
AACUCUACCAACUAAAGAUAAUCAUUUGUUUAUAACUUCAUAUAAUUUAUUGUGUAGCUUUGAAAUUUGGAAUUCCAAAUAAGUAAAUAUAAAUUGACCCUACUUAUAAUUUAAGAUAUAAAUCAAAUGGAAGAAGAAACAAUAUAUACGAAAAAAGUUUCUUGUAUAUAUAAAGAAAGAUAAAUAUAAAAGAAGAAUAUUGGAAGGUAACUAAGCACCAAACCCAAAGUCAAUAACCAUAAACACAAAACCACAAAGAGAGAAAUAAGAAAACAAAAAUAGAGUGAAUCAUCAAUGGAUGGUUUAAUACCGAUGGCCCUUAAGGCCGUGAAGAAGAACCUGGCUCGUCGUCGUUACGAACGUCUCUCCUCCUCCGCCACAACUCGUGAGUCUUACGACUUUGUUUCCGAUAUUGAAAUGAACGUCGACGGUCGUCACCAUCGCCGUGGCUGGUCCGUUGGAGAUUUCUCAUCGUUAUCAAGCCGGGAAACAAAAAGAAACGGUGGUGUAGCUCCGGAGAAGGGUUUUACUCCGCCGCGGGAGGGUCAACUUGUACGAUUCAAGAGCCAUAGAUUGUUUUCUUGCAUCUCAGGUCAAUAAUUUUAUCAAUUCAAGAAAAUUCUCAAAAUACAGAAAAAAACAAAAAUAAAUAGGAAAUUUGCAUUUUCUUUCGUGUUGUGUUUGAUUUUAUGUACAAAGAAUCAUGUAGAUAUCGUUAUUUUGUGAUCUUUUGAUGUAUACGUAAAGUUUGUAGUUGGGGUUUGUUGUUAAAAUGUAUAUUUGUAAGGUCAUAAACGAGAAAUGAAAAGUUGUAUGGACCAAACUAGAAAUAAUGUUAAUAACUCUCCAAAAA